Trichomycterus rosablanca is the source of this 7688-nucleotide messenger RNA. RefSeq names its product YES proto-oncogene 1, Src family tyrosine kinase (gene yes1). Gene Ontology annotation, biological process: innate immune response; cell differentiation; protein phosphorylation. Gene Ontology annotation, cellular component: extrinsic component of cytoplasmic side of plasma membrane. Gene Ontology annotation, molecular function: ATP binding; signaling receptor binding; non-membrane spanning protein tyrosine kinase activity. Lineage: Eukaryota; Metazoa; Chordata; Actinopteri; Siluriformes; Trichomycteridae. The coding region runs from base 487 to 2127 and encodes 546 amino acids. The transcript is spliced from 12 exons. The record is from RefSeq and is a predicted model, not a curated record.
CUGCACGGAUUCUACGAGCCAGUGUUGUUAUAGCAUACGUAGGGCACUUAUGUAGAGGUCAUUGAGCAGUUUGGAUUACAGCCGUCAUUGCAAGUUGAAGCCUAUCCACUCCAAAUCCAGUCGGAAAAGAAAGGAGGCGUCGAAGUGUGGAAAGCUCUCACCGUUACAAUUCCCAGCAUAGCCAUGCAAUCUCUACCGGUUCCGGUUUAACGUGUGUUUUUGUUUGGUCUCCGUUACUUUUUUCUUCACUGGUUUUAACGUUUGCAACGAAUUUGGGGUGAAGCGAUUUUGUAUAAAGGAUUUUCUCUCAAAGUGGGCAACAAUACCAAUCAGUUAUCUGGGUGUUGUUGGAAGCAUGGAAAAAGCAACGGGACAGUCUGGGAUUUUAACUGUGUAGUAUACACUUGUGUCUCCCUGAUCCUGAGAAGUCAGAAGCCGUAUGUAACCUCAAGAAAAGAAAAUACAGGAUUGUGUGAAGGCUUGACAAUGGGCUGCGUCAAGAGUAAAGAGGACAAAGGACCGACGCAAAAGUACCGACCGGAGGGCACUAACCCCAACCCUGUUUCCUCCCACAUGGGCCACUAUGGGCCUGACCCCACUCAGAUCGGCCAAUCCCCUGCCCUCAAGGGCCCCAACAAUAGCUACAACAGCCAUGCCUCCACUAUUACCCCAUUCGGUGGGUCAACAUCAGUCACCCCAUUUGGUGGCGCUGCUUCUUCAUUCUCCACAGUUGCUGUGAGCAAUGCCUUCCCUGGUGGAGUCACAGGAGGUGUGACGUUUUUUGUGGCCUUAUAUGACUAUGAAGCCAGGACAUCAGACGACCUCUCAUUUAAAAAAGGCGAUCGAUUUCAGAUCAUCAAUAACACUGAGGGAGACUGGUGGGAGGCCCGCUCCAUCAACACCGGCAAGAAGGGCUACAUUCCCAGCAAUUAUGUGGCCCCUGCAGACUCCAUUCAGGCUGAAGAGUGGUACUUUGGGAAAAUGGGACGCAAAGAUGCUGAGCGACUGCUACUUGUUCCCGGAAACCAGCGAGGAACGUUCUUGGUCAGAGAGAGUGAAACGACAAAAGGAGCUUACUCUCUCUCCAUACGGGAUUGGGAUGAUAUGAAGGGAGAUAAUGUGAAGCACUACAAAAUCCGCAAGCUUGAUAACGGUGGUUACUACAUCACCACAAGAGCUCAGUUUGAGACGCUACAGAAACUUGUCAAACACUACACAGAGCAUGCAGACGGGCUGUGUUACAGGCUUACCACAGUGUGUCCGACUGUGAAGCCCCAGACACAGGGCCUGGCUAAAGACGCCUGGGAGAUCCCACGUGAAUCACUGAGGCUGGAGGUUAAACUGGGCCAGGGCUGCUUUGGAGAGGUCUGGAUGGGCACUUGGAAUGGUACUACGAAAGUGGCGAUAAAGACACUGAAGCCUGGUACUAUGUCUCCAGAGGCUUUCCUUCAGGAAGCUCAGAUCAUGAAGAAGCUCCGGCACGACAAGCUGGUGCCUCUGUACGCUGUUGUGUCUGAGGAACCCAUUUACAUUGUCACUGAGUACAUGGGCAAAGGGAGUUUGUUGGACUUUCUGAAAGAGGGCGAAGGCAAAUAUCUGAAGCUUCCUCAGCUGGUUGACAUGGCAGCACAGAUUGCCGAUGGCAUGGCCUUCAUUGAAAGAAUGAACUACAUCCACAGAGACCUGCGUGCAGCCAACAUCCUGGUGGGGGAGAAUCUGGUUUGCAAAAUUGCCGACUUUGGCCUGGCAAGGCUGAUUGAAGACAACGAAUAUACAGCAAGACAGGGAGCCAAGUUCCCUAUUAAGUGGACGGCACCUGAGGCAGCGCUCUAUGGACGCUUUACCAUUAAAUCUGAUGUCUGGUCCUUUGGCAUUCUGCUGACCGAGCUUGUCACUAAAGGCAGAGUACCGUAUCCAGGCAUGGUAAACAGGGAGGUGCUGGAGCAGGUGGAAAGAGGUUACAGGAUGCCAUGUCCUCAGGGCUGCCCUGAGUCACUGCAUGAGAUGAUGCACCUGUGCUGGAAAAAAGACCCUGACGAGAGACCCACCUUUGAGUACAUUCAAGCCUUUUUGGAGGACUACUUCACUGCCACCGAGCCACAGUACCAGCCUGGAGACAACCUGUAGAGCCAUCAACCUGGUCCCAGACCAGUGUGCUGUUUCUGUCUACACCCUCCCUGCACACUUUCACUUCAUGGGAUUUCUAUAGUUUUUCGUUGUUCUAUAGUUUUUUUUUUUUGUUUUUUUUUUGUGUCAUGUGUGCCCUGGUAAUCAGAGGAAGGCACCAUGUAACAUUUUCAAUAACCCUGUUUAGGGUACGUGUGGGAAAAGAGUCGGUAAGGAAGCCUGCUUGCUUUGACUCUCAUUGUUAGGAGGUGUAUAUGUCUUAGGCUGUGUUUACAAGGACAUUUUUGGCAUCUGUCAGAUUAAAGUUCAAGACUGGGGAGAGGAAGGGAGAGGGCGAAUCCUAAACCAUACACUUUGUACCUAAAGUCAUUUAAAAUAGUACAUAUGCUAAUGGUAGUGUAUGAAUAUGCUAUAUAUUUAUGUGGGUUAACUUGCUGCCUGUUAAAGGUAAAACUGUUGCCACAACAUGCAGACCUGUUAAUGAAAUACCGCAUGUGGCAGACUAAAAUUAAUUAACAGUACAGAGUUGAUAAUUGGGGUGCUCAGCCGAUCGGGCAUCAGCCUAGACAAUGGCAGGUGCACUUGUCAGUGCACGCUUAGUGCCUGUCCCAAGCCAGGAAAAAUAGGGUUGUGUCAGGGACGUGGACCAGAAUGAUCCACUGUGGUGACCCCUAAAAAUAUGGGAGCAGCUGAAAGGAAAAGAAAAACAAACAGUUGAAAUGUGUAACUUAUGUAAAUUUCAUUAUUGUUUAAAUAAUUAAAAUUCAAAUAAGUUUUAGACAUUCCUGUGUGAGCGGGGGCAUAUUUUUAGUCCUGAAUUGCUUUGUAUAAGGACUGACGUCUUUUCUAAUUUUCCUUACAAUUAGCAUGAAUGACUGUAGCUCCAUGUCUGUCAUUGUUUUAUGCAUAUCAAGGUAUGCAUUAAAAGUUUCUUUUUUUAUACUUAUUUUAGCAAAGAAUUGGGCAGAAUUUGUAUCCAUCAUGCAUUGGCAUGUGCGUUUUUGCAGAUGUCAAAAUUGUCAUUGUGAACACAUUAAGAAAGCAGCAAGCAAGAGCUUAUAGCUGUUUUAUAGUUGCACAAAUGUCUUUUUUUAUUCACCCCCAUUGUUUCUUUUUAACCUAAAUACUAAUUUUUGACUGUUUUAAAAGAAACAAUUGAUUUCUUUGUUUUGAUGUUGUGAUUAAUUUUAUUUCACAUGUGAGUUCCUCUUGUCAUUGAUUUUAUUAUACAAGUCAAUUAUUUUUCUGUAGUUUAAGUAAUUUUUCUUUUAAAAAGUGACCAAUAACUGUGGUUGAAAAGACAAUAUUGCUAGAGACUGUCAGCAGUGCUGUCACUGAGCGAAUGAAAGAAAGAGGUAUUUGUUGUUGUAAAUGUUGAAUGUGAGCCAUGAGAGUCUGUGUUGGGGGAAAAAGUUUGAUUAUGUAAGUUAAAAUGGUGGGAAAAGAUGAGUGGAUGUGGCUUGUCAGUAAUUGAGAAUAUUAAUGUACUUACUGAUUUUUUUUUAAAUAAUGACUUGAUUUGUUAUGGAAGGUGAUUCAUAUUCGUGAUCUUUUUUUAAUGCCAGCGAAAAUGUAUUAAUAUUGCUCUAAGACUCUGUUUACACCUGGUAAUUGACUUUAUAUUGUAUUUUAAUGAAAUUUGAAUCACUUGCAUUUUUAUUGAAUCAGUCAAUUCAGUCUCUGGUCAGUCAGAUUGAAAUUCGAUGAAAUGAAAUAAUCUGCAAAUCAACUAUUUCACAUUCGUUCUGCAUUGUUAUUUUCUGUGGUUUUGCAAGAUAUAUGCUCUCUCACAAAUCAGCAAAUGGUUAUACUGUAGUGUUUUGGUAAGCGUUUGGUAAGGCAGAUGUGCCAUGGAGAACUGGAUGCAUUUAAACAUGUUAUUUACAUAUGGUUUUAACACAUCUUAAAUCUGUUUUUGAGGUUAUUUAAAUAGUCAGAUGUAUUUUUAAUAAUUCUCUUUUUAAUGCAUCUAAAGAAAAUACACAGAAUUCACACUUGGCUAAAAUGGGUCUCAAGCCACCAUCCCAAAUGGUAUAAUAGAUCUGAUUUAAAGCUGGGUGCAUUUCCAGAUAUCAUCCUGCCACUUUAGAUGCAUGAAACAAGUGUAAACAGGGACUAAGAUUCCACAAAGCCAACUUGCUGUUCUGCAGAAGUAAUUUAUACUUGUCUAAGUGUUUAAUGGACAUUCCAUGAAUCAAACUAUUUUAACCUAUCAAAAAUAUUUUAAAACAAAUAAGUUUAGCCAACUGUUAGAUUUAGACAUUGCCACAGGUAAGUUUAAAACUAACUUUUUUGUAAUAAACAGUUUUAAGUCCUGCACAAACUGAGCCACUGAGAUUAGCUGGUGUUAAUUCUUAUCAGGUGUGUAUAUGUAUUCUAUAACAUGCAGUUUUUUGCAAUUUAAAUGCUUAAACAGAAACCCUGUCUGAAUUGAGGUCACUUUGCUAACAGUAGAAGUGCGGUAUUAUUAAGGGCCCAAAAAAGACAAAAACACAGAUUUCUCUGAAGACCAGCAUCCACUGCAAGAAUAACAGAUUUAAAAAUUCCUAACCAAAUGUCCACUGUCUAUUCAUCUAAAAUAGGUUUGGCUUAAAUUUGUGUCAAUGUUGGUGUUCCCUGCAGUUGGAUGAAUUUAUAGUUAUUUGUAUUUUUAUGAAGGUAAACUGUUUUUAACAGAGCAGUAACACACCCCGGGCAGGACGCCAAUCCAUUGCGGAGAUCCCGCCCAGCCCCCUAGAAAUAACAAAUCAUGUCUUUAAAAAAAAACAUACAAAAUCUAAUCACUUUGAUGUGUAUUUACCAAGAAGAAUGAGGACUCUGCUUUCAAGAACAAAUGUUGCUGCAUAAACUCGAAAAUGUUAUCAGGAGAAAGGCAUGUGUAGUGUAGUGUACAAUCCAGUCUCAUUUAAACCUGAUUUAUUUGUGUUUUUGUUACAGUACAAUGUAAAUAAUACAAUUUUUAUUCAUAUGUACGGUCAUUAGCUUGGUAUUUAUCCAAACCCUUCAAAUUUGUAAACAUUUGUCAAUACUGGAAAAUGUAAAUGAAGCUACUGUUUUGUGCAGAUCCUUAAAAUGUAACAUUAAGGAAAAAAGACAAUGCUUAAAGUCCACUGCACACCAUUGCGGUACAUAAGCUGAAUCAACACGCUGAGCUGGUGGCCUGUUAAAAGUACCAAAUGUAAAUGUGUGAAAUGCAAAGUAUACAUGAUAUGUGAUGAUACACCUCAAAUGCUGAUAUUACCACAGUAGCUUGUAGAGAUGAAAGUGGAAUAAACCCUACACCCUAAAGUAAAAUAAUUUUAGUAAUUAAGUUUAGUAAAAUAGUUUUCAGUAAUACAAUUUGUAAAAUAUUUUUUCUCUCAAUUUGUUCAAAUGGUUUAUAGCCUAAUUAAUGGUUUUCUGUAAGCCCUGUUACACUUGCAGCACACUAUAAUAGCAUAAAAUAUAAUAGUAUAAUGAACUUGAAAAUCAAUCUUCCAGUAGCAACAUGGAAUUGGGAUUAGAUUGCUACUAUGGUACAUGUGCUACCUAUUUGUAAACAUUUAUGAAAAAAAGUUAGUUUUAGUAAACCUUUGCCACAUCAAGUGUAAAGAACUUGUCAUAUUUGUUUAUUUAAAAUGUUGGCUUUUCUGUUCAGGCUUUUUGAAUAUUUAAAUAAAAUUACAAGAACAGGUAAUAUAUGUUGCUGAGCCAAAACACUAGGAACAUCUGCCUCAUACGCUGUCAAAAACUGCUCACUGAGUCAUGGGUUACACAAGACAUCAGUAGUAUCCUGUGAUAUUGGGUACUAGGACAUUAAUAGCUUCUGUACAUUAUGAGUGCACACUGGUGCCAUCUAUUUCAUGGGUGUGGCCAUCUACAUGAUCUUGCAGGAAUCAGGAUUCACAGGUACAUACACAGAAAGGUUAGAUUCUGUGUUGUGACAUUCACACAUCAAUAUUAAAGUUAUCUGCAGUUUGAGCCACACUAGCCUUUCUGUUGGUUUAUACAUCUCAGCUUUCUAAGUAGUUCUUGACCGGCCUCAGACUACUGUCAGUGAGUGUUCACUACGACUGGCUUUGAGCAUCCAUUGCUGUUUCUGGGGUCCUUCAACCCACAAAUCUGGACAUGACGAUUAUGAACGUCUCAAGUCAAGCUGCCCAUGUCUGCUGCAUUUAACACAUGUAGUUAUCACAAUUAGACAUUGCCAUGCACGUUUUGGCGGUGGUUCUAAUGUUUUAACUCAUGAAAACAUUAGAAGAUCACUGGGAGCGCCCCCAGUGGUCUUUAUAGGUAGUGCAGGGCAGCUAAAACGUUAAUUGCAGCAACUCCUUAAUGUAUUGGUUUUUUUCUUAUCUGUUACUUUAAUAUGUGUGUGACAGUUCACUUGUGGCUAGAAAGUCACAAAAAUAGAUCUGCACACUUAUUCUACAUAAUCUAAGACAAAGUUUAUCCUGAUAUUUCAGACAAUGCUGUGAGAUUUUUAACAACAUAACUUGUGAAAUAGGAUUUUUAGUGUUGGUGGCAUUUAAAUUAAAAUGCUUAUAGUUUACAGCAAUUAAUCAGCCGUUUUAUUACAUGAGGCAGAACUGUUUUAAAUGUUAAAUAAAUCUCUAAUGAUUUUUCUCACAUUAAAUAGAAGCCCAUUUGAUAAUGAAAUAAUGAAGGUCUUGAGGUGCUGUAGGUUGAUAAUUAUUGGUUUGAAGUCUUCAGUCUUUGACUUAACACAGGUAUUAAAUUGAUACACAUGUAUGGUAGACAAUAGAGUGAAUGGAAUAGACCAAAAUUCAGUAUUAUUCUGCCUGCUUUAUAAUUAUCCAUCUACUGUCUCCUUGUCAUAAUUUCUGGUACCCAGAGUUGCUGUGGCAUUAUUUGAGCAUUGUUACAUUUAUACUAGUGGCAUAAGCACUGUGAAACACUGACAAAUAAAAUAAAUUGCCUCUAUCCUGAAAGCAAAGUUUUCAAAUACAUUAUAAUGGUUAUAUAAACUUUCUGGUACUUUGUUUGAUUUCCUUUUAAUACUGUAAAAAAAAAUUAAAAAAUUGUUUUAAAAAGAAUGGACAUAAAACAGAAAUUAAACUUUAAUUUUUAACUUUAAUUACAGUUAACAUUUCUUACCUCAAUAAGUGUUUUACAGAGCAAUGCAGGUGGUGUUUGUUUUUCUUUAUACCAGCAGGUUCUUGACAUAAGUUUGAAUGCACCUGAUGAAAGUGAAAUGCUAGCUUUGUGUAAAUGUAAAAAAUUUACAUUUUGUUUACAUUUUACAUCUAAUGUGGCAAGGUCUCUCCAAUGUCCUUAUGUGCUGUCAUGCCUUUGUCCUGAGGUCAGGGGUGUACUUUCUUUAUAAGAACAAGCACCACUACCCUCCCCCCUUUUCCCAGAGCUUGUGUGGGUUUCAAAGGGCUAUGGACAUGUUUGCUGAAUCUAUAUUGUUUUAAUGGGAAGAAGAAAACAGGGCAGAGAUUUUUGGCUGCAAGGGUGUAAGCUGAGUGUGGAGUAUGUGAGUACUGUCAAGUUGGCAACUAAUUACUAACCUGAGAAAUUGUACAGUCAAAAAUAAAGUUGUACCUAAUGAUUUUAAA